This is a messenger RNA of Aspergillus neoniger CBS 115656, 405 nucleotides long. RefSeq lists its product as uncharacterized. The record is from RefSeq and is a predicted model, not a curated record. Lineage: Eukaryota; Fungi; Ascomycota; Eurotiomycetes; Eurotiales; Aspergillaceae. Bases 1 to 405 code for a protein of 134 amino acids. The transcript has 3 exons.
AUGCCUUGGUCGAUAGACACGUCGCUAUCAUUCAUCACCCUUCUCCUCACAGGAAUCUCGUUCCUUCUUAAAAUCUGGAACCAUGUUGUAAAUUGGUCUUACAGUAGGGUUCUACCCCAAGGAGUAGCCAGAUCUACCCCCGAAACCUCGAUUAUCAGAAGACAACAACAACAUCGUCAUCAACUACACAGUGUCGAUCCAGAGAUUCUGCUCGAAUCUGGGCUACAUCCCGGAGCCUACCAAACGCUGAUUGUUAAUCAGCUGUUCCAGCUUUACCUUCGAUAUCUAUCCAUUGGGCUUUACAGAGAUUCAAUAUGGCUUUGGGAUAUUACAGCUAUCUUAAUUAUCUUUCAGAAAGAGAAAGUUCUUGCAUUUGUGAAUCGCAAUACAGUCUUUGGGCCCUAA